Molecule: messenger RNA, 5411 nt
Organism: Elaeis guineensis (African oil palm)
Lineage: Eukaryota; Viridiplantae; Streptophyta; Magnoliopsida; Arecales; Arecaceae
Product: DNA-directed RNA polymerase I subunit 1
Biological process (GO): DNA-templated transcription
Cellular component (GO): RNA polymerase I complex
Molecular function (GO): DNA binding
Source: RefSeq, a predicted model, not a curated record
AUGGCUGAUAUCCGAUCCGAAGAGGCAGCAUCAGAGGUUGUGGAUUCAGUUCGCUUUCGCUUUUAUACAGCAGAAGAAAUUCGAAGGAUAAGUGUUAAAAAGAUUACCAAACCCGAUCUCCUUGAUUCCAAAAAUGCUCCCGUUCCAGAUGGAUUGUAUGAUCCUGCAAUGGGUCCAAUUAAUGAUACCGACUCCUGCAAAUCUUGUGGCCAGCUUUCUUUUCGUUGCCCAGGUCAUUGUGGUCAUAUUGACCUUGCAAAACCACUUUAUAACCCAUUGUUAUUUAGGAAUCUUCAAAAUCUUCUUCAGAUUACUUGCUUCUUUUGCCGUAGGUUUAGGUUAAAUGAAGAAAAGGUCCAAAGAUAUGCUGAACAACUUGAUCUCAUAGCAAAGGGUGAUGUUGUUGGGGCUAGAACUUUAGAAGCUCACUCAUGGGGUGAAUAUUAUUUCCCAGAUGGAGGAGAAACAGAGUCUGCUGUUAUUUCUACCAAUGAAUCUUUGUUAAAAAUAACGAAUUUGAAACAACAACAGACAUGGACCUCACUUCAGUAUUCUGAGGCUAUCUCCAUUAUGUCUAAAUUUUUGAGGGAAAAGUCUAAGAAGUGUGCAAAUUGUGGUAGGAAAAAUCCAACAAUUACUAGCCCUACAUUUGGUUGGCUCAAUAAGGCUAUGCAAGCUUCUGAUAUAAGAACUAAUUUCAUAAUAGGGUAUGAUCUGGGUCUGUCAUCCACUGAGGAUCAAAAUGCUGAAGGCUCACAGCCAAGAGGAGACAGUGCUUCACAGACUGAUGAAGAACCAUCGUCCACUGCAAAAGUCGAAGGAAAAACUAAAAAACAAUCGAGGAACCUGCAAAAAACUAAAAAACAAUCGAGGGACCUGCCUCCUGAGAUUGCUAAGCAGAUACUAUCUUCAGGACAGAAGAAGCAUCUAUUACCUUCUGAGGUGGAAGCUAUUUUGAAAGAUUUGUGGAAGAAUCAAGCCAAAAUAUGUGCACUUAUAUGCGAUCUUCAGCGUAGAAGUUUGAAUGCUUCUGGGAGGGACAAAGGAUAUGCAAUGUUUUUCUUGAAGACUCUUCUUGUUCCACCAAGCAAAUUCCGUCCUCCUGCUGGGAGUGGUACUCGUGGGGUGUUGGAACAUCCACAAAAUGUUUUGUUAAGUAAAGUGCAAGAAUCCAAUAUUGCUUUAAGAAAUGUCAUUACCGAUGGCCCUGAUCAUCCCGAUAUUGUGCGGAGGUGGAUGGAUCUUCAAAGAAAUGUUAAUGUGUUGUUUGAUAGUACUAAGGGCUGGGUUAAAACUGAGAGGGAAGUCAAUGGUAUACGUCAAUUAUUGGAGAAGAAGGCGGGUAUCCUUCGUCAGAAAAUGAUGGGAAAGAGGGUCAAUUUUGCAUGUCGAUCUGUUAUAUCUCCAGAUCCAUACUUGGCAGUCAAUGAAAUAGGAAUUCCUCCAUAUUUUGCACUGAGGUUAACAUAUCCUGAGCGAGUGACACCCUGGAAUGUUAAUAAGCUACGGUAUGCUAUCAUCAAUGGUGCUGAUAUUCAUCCUGGAGCUACACAUUACAAGGACAAGGAGAGAAUGUAUAAAUUACAAUUAGGUAGAAACAUGCGCAAUGCAAUUUCAAGGAAGCUGCCCACAUCAAAAGGAGUUCUUGUGCAGCAAGGGAAGGGUCCAGAAUCUGAGUUUGAAGGAAAGGUUGUCUAUCGUCAUUUACAAGAUGGGGAUAUUGUACUUGUUAAUCGGCAGCCUACUCUUCACAAGCCUAGCAUGAUGGCUCAUGUUGUUCGUGUUCUAAAAGGAGAAAAGACACUUCGCAUGCACUAUGCUAAUUGCAGCACCUACAAUGCUGAUUUUGAUGGAGAUGAAAUGAAUGUUCACCUUCCACAAGACGAAAUUUCUCGGGCUGAAGCCAUCAACAUUGUUAAUGCAAACAAGCAAUACGUCGUUCCAACAAGUGGGGAUCCAAUUAGGGGUCUGAUUCAGGAUCAUAUAGUAAGUGCUGUACUUCUAACAAAGUUGGACACAUUUUUGACCCGUGAGGAGUACCAUCAGCUUUUGUAUGCUUCUUUCAUGCCUCCUAUUGCCAGUUCUCAACCUGGCAGAUUUGGUCGAAAAGUUUGCACAUUAUCUUCAGAUGCUGAGAUACAGCCUCUUCUUCCUGCUAUUUGGAAGCCAAUUCCGCUAUGGACAGGAAAACAGGUCAUAACUGCCAUUUUAAAUCAUAUUACACGAGGUCGACCCCCAUUUACUGUGGAAAAUAAAGGCAGAAUCCCCAAGGAAUAUCUUGGAAAAGAUCAUAAUGAACUGAAGUUACUUAUUUACAAGAAUGAUCUGAUACAUGGAAUGGUUGACAAGGCUCAAUUUGGGAAAUAUGGGCUGGUCCAUACAGUCCAUGAACUCUAUGGUGCAGACACUGCAGGCAUUUUGCUUUCAGUUUUCAGUCGUCUAUUUACUUUAUUUCUCCAGAUGCAUGGAUUUACUUGUGGAGUAGAUGACCUUUUACUUGACCAGAGUUCAGAUAUGGAGAGGAAAAGAAUAUUAGAAAAAAGUGAAGCACUGAGUGAAGAUGUCCACAUCCGUUUUACUGCUUUUAAAGAUGGGGAUAGAGACCCAGUAAAAUUACAGAGGGAGAUUGAGAAGACCCUAUGUCGGAAUAGAGAAUCUGCAACAGCAUCGUUGGAUAGAAUGAUGUCCAGUUCUAUGAAUGUUCUAACUUCUGAGGUGAACCAAACCUUAUUUCCAAGUGGACUACAAAAGCCCUUUCUGAGAAAUUGUCUCUCUCUUAUGACCACAACUGGAGCUAAAGGUGGUUUGGUCAACAUGACACAAAUUUCUUCUUUGCUUGGGCAACAAGAGUUGGAAGGGAAACGAGUCCCACGUAUGGUUUCAGGAAAAACAUUACCCUGCUUUCCCCCUUGGGAUAUUUCAUGUCGGGCUGGGGGAUUCAUUAGUGAUCGCUUUUUGACUGGUCUUCGCCCUCAGGAGUAUUAUUUCCACUGCAUGGCUGGUCGUGAUGGGUUGGUUGAUACGGCUGUCAAAACAUCGCGAAGUGGAUACCUUCAACGAUGUCUUGUUAAGAAUCUUGAGUGUCUGAAAGUAUCUUAUGAUCAUACAGUACGUGAUGCAGAUGGAUCUGUUAUCCAGUUUAUGUAUGGCGAAGAUGGAGUUGAUGUCCUAAAAACUAGCUUUAUUUCUGAAUUAGGAGCACUUGCUGCUAAUCAGACGGUUGUUCUUGAUAGGCUUAGUAGUCAACUUGAAGAUGCGCAUUUGUCAAAAUCAAAUGGUUAUCUUAAGGAGUUACCAUAUUUGCUGAGAGAGAAUGCAACUACUUUUGCUCGUCUAUCAAAGAACCACCAAGGCUCCCUUCGUCAAAUUAGGCGAAAGGACUUGAUGAAAUUAAUGAAGCUCAAAUACUUGUCAAGUCUUGCUGAGCCUGGUGAACCUGUUGGUGUGAUUGCUGCUCAAUCUGUUGGAGAACCAUCAACACAAAUGACGCUCAACACUUUUCAUCUUGCUGGCCGAGGGGAAAUGAAUGUGACUCUUGGUAUUCCACGCUUACAAGAAAUCCUGAUGACAGCAUCAGCAGACAUUCGUACUCCUGUUAUGAAGUGUCCAUUGCAUGAUGGAAGGACCAGGGAGGCUGCCGAACAGUUGGCUUCAAAGUUAAGGAGGGUCUGUUUGGCAGACAUUGUAGAGAGUAUGGAAGUCUGCAGUGUGCCAUUCUGCAUUCAUGGGAAUGAGGUGUCGACAAUUUAUAAGCUGAGGAUGAACCUUUACCCACCCGAGCUUUACCCCCCACAUUCAGACUUAACCUUAGAAGAUUGCAUGACAACCUUACGUACAUACUUUAUUGAUGCUAUGGAAGAUGCAAUAGCAAAACACUUGGACAUGAUAUGCAAGAUCAGUGACAUCAACUCUGUUACUGCAAAAGGAGAAAGUAACUUAGAAGAAGGGACGGAUGAAGAUGAACAUGGAAGUAAAUCCACUCACAGGGAGGACAAGGAUAAUAGCAGGGGCUUUGAUGACGUUGAUGAUGAUGAUGGAAUCAAUGAGGAUGAAGGAAUGGAUGCUGAAAAGAGGAAAAAACGAGCUAGUGAUGAAAUGGAAUAUGAGGAUGGUAUUGAAAAAGAGAACUCUGCUAAAGCAGAUGAGCAUGAUGGAGAGACCCAAUCUGGAUUUGAAAGUGAAAUUGAUCAGGUUGAGGCUGAUGAGGAUUAUACAGUGGGAGGAGAUCCCAGCAUGGAAGUUGAAGAUCCUAGCUUGGAAGCUGAGGAAACACCUGAAAGCCCAUCUAAAGCUGAGCCUACUCCCACAUUGGAGGAUGGCAAGAAGAAGCAGAAACUGGCAGACAACAAGGAAUCAAAAUCAGAAUCCAAGAAGAAGACAACCAAGCCAAGGAAGAAAAAGAUUAAUAGAACCAUCUUUGUGGAUGCAAAGGGUUUGACAUUUGAGGUUCACUACAUUUUUAAGAAGGAGCCUCGCAUUUUACUGGCUGAGGUUGCUCAGAAGGCUGCCAAGUCUGUCUAUGUUAAGGAGUCUAAGAACAUUGAACUGUGCUCAGUGCCAGAGCCAAAGAAAGAUGAGCCCCUCUCACUUCAGACUGCAGGAGUGAACUUCCAAGCAUUUUGGGACCUCGAAGACCACUUGGAUAUUAAUAAAAUAACCUCAAAUGAUAUACAUGCAAUGCUAAACACGUAUGGUGUAGAGGCAGCCAGAGCUACCAUUAUAAAAGAGGUGAAGGGUGUGUUUGAUGCGUACGGCAUACGUGUAAAUAUCCGUCACCUGACACUGAUUGCAGACUUCAUGACUUUCCAUGGUGGGUAUCGGCCGAUGAACAGAAUCGGGAUGAACAAUUUCAACACCUCACCUUUUGGCAAGAUGACUUUCGAGACGGCAACCAAGUUCAUUGUUGGAUCAGCUUUCCAUGGGGAGGUGGAUACCUUAGAUGCCCCUUCGGCUAGUGUCUGCCUUGGCCAGCCAGUGAAGAUGGGGACCGGAUGUUUUGACUUGAUGCAAAAUCUGCAGCUCUGAUGAAUGAGUAGAUGGAUGUGGUUUUGCAUUCAUGUAUUAUUUCAUGAAUACAUAUGGCAUUCAUGUCUUUAUUUAUGAGUUUUUUUGGCAAGUUGUUUCAUUUUCUUAGAUGGUGCCUCUAUCUGUCUCAUGAUGCUGAAUCAUGGCUUAUUUCUAAUAGUGAAAAAGGAGACUGUACGGGUAUUCAAGCAAAUUGUAUAUUUUGUUUGUGGAAGUACAGGUCUUGUACUAAUUAAAUGAUCUGUCAAGUUCUUUCUUUAAUGUGCUACUGAAUUAAAAAUGCAAGACUGUCAAGAGUAACCAGAGGUGGACUUUCAUGCUGUUAGUUGAAAUGUACAGUUGUUCUCAAUCAUGUGGGAAUUGAUAUAAACAAAAUGUGUACUUAU